Molecule: messenger RNA, 3301 nt
Organism: Ananas comosus (pineapple)
Lineage: Eukaryota; Viridiplantae; Streptophyta; Magnoliopsida; Poales; Bromeliaceae
Product: putative pentatricopeptide repeat-containing protein At3g15130
Exons: 5
Coding region: 67-2133 (688 amino acids)
Biological process (GO): RNA modification
Molecular function (GO): zinc ion binding; protein binding; RNA binding
Source: RefSeq, a predicted model, not a curated record
AUUUGGGCAUUACCCUAUCCUCCAUUUCCUUCAUUACCCAAUUAGGGAUUCUCAUUGUGGUUGGAAAUGGACAGGGAGAGGAUCGCGAAGUUGAUUCGGAAUUGCUCGAAGGGUUCACUUCUCGGAGUUGGAAUUCAACUCCAUGGGGCUGUGUGGAAGUCGGGAUUUGUCUCUGAUAUCAUAUUGAGCAAUGAUCUUAUAGAUAUGUAUGGGAAGUGUGAGAGAAUAGAUGCGGCACGUAAGGUGUUCGGUGAAAUGCAUGAACGAAAUGUGGUGUCCUGGACCGCGCUCAUGGUUAGUUUCUUACAACAGGGUAAUGCUGUUGAGUCUCUUAAACUAUUUCAUGAAAUGGGGUUUUCGGGUGUUCGGCCGAACGAGUUUACGCUGUCGACUAAUCUGAAAGCUUGUGGCGUUUUGGGUAAUGCCAAAUAUGGGACUCAGAUACAUGGAUUGUGUUUUAAAACCGGUUUUGAAUCGCACUCUGUAGUGGGGAAUUCGGUUGUAUUCAUGUAUUCUAAGAGCUGUAGAAUUGAGGAAGCGAAGCGGAUGUUUGAUAUAAUGCAAUUAAAGAAUCUUAUUACUUGGAAUGCCAUGAUUUCAGGCUAUGUACAUGGAGGAAAAGAGAGGGACUCUUUACUUCUAUUCAAAGCGAUGCGAGAACUCCUCCACUUGCCCGAUGAAUUCACCUUUGCCAGUUUAUUAAAAGCAUGUGGUGGUCUCGGAGCUUUUCACGAAGGAACCCAACUUCAUGCUUCCAUCAUAACCAGUGGGAUAUGUAGUUCGCACAAUUCAAUUCUCUCAGGGGCACUUAUUGAUCUCUAUGUUAAAUGUCGGGAUAUACCGCAAGCGAAGAAAGUGUUUGAUCAAAGCAUGGUGAAGAAUGCAAUACAAUGGACGAACCUUAUCAUAGGCUAUGCACAGGAAGGGCUUUUAGAAGAAGCCGUGGAUCUAUUUCGUCAGCUUUGGAAAUCGGGGAUCCGAGUCGAUGGUUAUGUUCUUUCUAGCGUCACUGGUUUAUUUGCAGAUUUUGCUCUAAUAGAGCAAGGAAAGCAAGUUCAUUCUUUUGUGAUCAAGGACCCAUCUGGAUUAGAUCUAUCUGUAUCGAACUCGCUUAUCGAUAUGUACUUUAAGUGUGGACUCAUUGAAGAAGCUGAAACUCUUUUUGGAGAUAUGCAAUUAAAAAAUACUGUAUCAUGGACAACGAUGAUCAAUGGCUAUGGAAAGCAUGGGAAUGGCCUUGAUGCAAUAAAAAUGUUUGAAUUGAUGCGAGUGGAAGGAAUUGAGCCUGAUGAGGUAACCUUCUUAGCCUUGCUAUCAGCAUGUAGCCACGCUGGCUUAAUAAAAGAAUGUCGAUUCUAUUUCAACAAAAUGGUCCGUGAAUUAGGGUUCAGGCCGAAAGUUGAGCAUUAUGCUUGCAUGGUUGAUCUCCUUGGCCGAGCCGGCCAGUUACAAGAAGGUAAAGAUCUUAUACUUAGCAUGCCAAUGAAACCUUCUCCUGGUAUAUGGCAGACACUUCUGAGUGCAUGUCGGAUGCACAGAGACUUGGAAAUUGGUAAGGAAGUGGGAGACAUAUUAAUAAAAAUGGAUGGUUUUAACCCUGCGAACUAUGUAAUGCUGUCAAACAUUUUUGCAGAGGCAGGGAAGUGGAGGGAGUGUGAGAGAGUAAGGGAGAGAAUGAGAAGGAAAGGGUUGAAGAAACAAGGAGGGUGCAGUUGGGUUGAGAUAAAUAAAGAGGUGCAUUACUUUUACGGAGGCGAUGAUAGCCAUCCAAUGAAUGAUGAGGUACAUAGAGUUCUAAAGGAGGUCGAGAAGAGAAUGAGAGAAGAGUUGGGGUAUGAAUUCAUGGUUAGCUCUGUGUUGCAUGAUGUAGAGGACGAGUCGAAGGAGGAAAGCUUGAGAGCGCACAGUGAGAAACUGGCUAUUGGGUUUUGGUUGGCAAGAGAGGGCUUAGAGAAGAAAAAGAAGGGAUGUGAGGAGGUGAUUAGGGUUUAUAAGAACCUUAGAGUGUGUGGGGAUUGCCACAAGUUUAUCAAAGGAUUGUCGAGGAUGAUCGGGAGGGUGCUAGUGGUGAGAGAUGCUAAUAGGUUUCAUAGGUUUGAAGGUGGCUUUUGUUCUUGUGGAGAUUACUGGUGAGCUCCCUGAGAUGUGGAACUAGUAGACAAUUGUUUUGACUAGAUAUUAACACAGAAUUUUACGUGGUUGGAUCGCAACAUCACCAACUUCAUUGCAUUAAAAAGAUCAAUAGUUUGCAAAACUGAGAAUUGUGAAGAAUCAGCUUUUCUGUUGAUUAUUAAAUGAAAUCCAAGGGUUCUGUUUUGGGAUCUUGUAAUCUGCAUUGAUUAGUUGCGGUAUUGUAUGGGUUUAUGGUCCAAUGUUUGAAGCUUGGUAUAGUUAGUUUCCAGUUGACUGAAUCACUGAACCAAGUAUAGCCGCAGGAAGGGCUGAAAACUGAUGAAUUUUAUGAUACACAUAAAAUCUCAUUUAAUGUUGAAUGAUCAAAUCUACGAGUUCGUACAUCCAUUUGCAACUGUUAAGAAGGAUUAUUUGCUGUAACUGGAGCCAGCUGCAGUUAGAAUUGUUGGGAUCUGUUCUUCGGGAGCUGCAUUUCAUGUACAGAUGACUUCGAAUUUGUUGACGGAUCGACACAACAAAAUGAGCCUUGGAGGUUGUUAAUGCAUUAUAUUCUGACCCAUUCUCAAUUCCCUGUUCUUUUCUGUUUGAGUUGGUUGGACCUGGCACAGCCAAUUACUACUCAUCCAGCCAGUUUCUUCUAACCAUUUGAUUAAGAGAUGAGGAUUGUCGAUGAAGAGGAAUCAAACUAAAGGUGCAUAUGAAGAAUCACAAAGCAUCAUAUUAAAUGGCUAAGGUCGGAAAAUUAUAUGAAAACUGUACUCCAAUAUGGGGAGAAGAAGCAACGGUCGAAACGCACAAGUCAGAAUAUCCAGCCACGGCAACGGGCCACAUAUAAUUCUGGGCAUGUUUGUUUCAUCCAAUCUCCGCCACGAAAAUCCUUCACCUUGCUGAACUGCAAGUACAGACGAUUGCGGGAAAUCGACGAACUCACAGAUUGGAGGCUGGGAGCUGAUGAGAGAAAACGGUUUGUGACCACCGGCACCGACUUUGUGUACAGCAUGGAAGCCACCAUUUUGCCCCAUUCUACGGUGAAGUAGUCUAAGAUUGGGUGCAUUGCCCGGAACUCGCAAACUCUGCCCUCUUCCAACCCCAGAAAAACAAAUAUACCCUUAUUCUCCGAAAGCAGUUUGUAUUUCUAAACUCCGUAAUGAAAUUCUACAUUGUUCUA